Aphanomyces astaci is the source of this 1558-nucleotide messenger RNA. RefSeq lists its product as hypothetical. Gene Ontology annotation, biological process: rRNA processing. The coding region runs from base 540 to 1523 and encodes 327 amino acids. The record is from RefSeq and is a predicted model, not a curated record. NCBI's taxonomy places the organism in Eukaryota, Oomycota, Saprolegniomycetes, Saprolegniales, Verrucalvaceae. Gene Ontology annotation, cellular component: Pwp2p-containing subcomplex of 90S preribosome; small-subunit processome. The transcript is spliced from 4 exons. Gene Ontology annotation, molecular function: protein binding.
AUAAUUGGUCAGGAGGCACUGUUCCCGUCGCAAGUUCCACCGCGCUUUCUUCUACCUCGGUGAUCAUCAUGGCUGGCGUGAAGACAUCACAAUCAGCUUCUAAAGUCGAACUGGCGCUGAAUGACCAGUUGUUCGGAGGCAAGGGCAAAGGAUUCGCCGCAUUGAAGCGACCACUCCUUAACCUGGACAAUGCUGUCCAGCGUCAAGCUGCGUGGAUAGAUGAAGAUGAUGAAGAUGUGACAGUCGACUUGGAGAACACGUCGCGCCUGCGCAAGUUGCGCAAGACAGGAGAGGAAACCCACGUGCAGGGUGAUGUGUUCCAACAGCGUCUCAAGAAACAGUGCGUCAUCCUGCUGCCGCCAUGACCUACCACUCGUUCACCCUCCUGACCUCGUAGAUUCGAAUCCGGUCGGUCAGCUGCCUCCUGGGCCGACAUCGAUGCGAUCGACGCUAAGAAACGCGCUGGUCGCCGCGCCGACCUGAGUGACGGCGAAUCCGACGACGAAGAAUUCGAUCUGUUUGCCACGUCGGGGGCGUUGAUGGAGCGGUCGCACGACGUGCUUCUCCCAGGGACGCUGGAAGUAGGUCGCGUGAAGGACGCCAACCAGCACGGCCAGUCGAAUGCGGUCGUGCAGUCGGUGCAGUUCCACCCGAACGGCCAGCUGCUGCUCACUGCCGGGUUAGACAAGGCGCUGCGUCUGUUUCAGAUCGACGGGAGCACCAACAGCAAGAUCGAGAGCAUCUUCCUCAAGGACAUGCCCAUCUCAUGCGCCAAGUUCACAGCGGACGGCAAGCGCAUCAUCAUGUCUGGCCCGCGGACGUACAUCCACUCUUACGACAUGGAGGCGGGCACGGUCCAGCGCAUCCCCCGCGUGGGCAGUCGCAAGGAGCGCAAGUGGGACUCGUUCGCGGUCUCCCGCAGCCACGCGGCGUUCCUCGGUAAGGACGGCAUCGUCGCGCUCUUGUCUGCGACAUCGUUCGAGUGGAUGGGUAACCUCAAGAUGAACGGCGACGUGCGGUCCGCGUCCUUCUGCGACGACGACAACUAUCUCCUCACGACCGGCAGCGACGGCGACGUGUACAAGUGGGACCUGCGCACCCGGCGCUGCGUCUACCGCGUGAACGACGAAGGCAGUCUCGGCAGCGGCGCCAUCGCCGCCAAGGGCAAAUACGUGGCAGUUGGAGCGGACUCGGGGGUCGUCAAUGUGUACAACCACGAAACGCUCACGGGGGAAACGACGCCCAAGCCGUUGAAAGCGUUCUUGAACCUCACCACGUCCAUCGACCAGCUCGUAUUCAACCCGGACGCCCAGAUCCUAGCCAUGGCGUCCAAGGAAACCAAGGACGCAUUGAAGUUGGUGCACUUGCCGUCCAUGACAGUGUUUGCCAACUGGCCCACAGCCAAGUCGCCGCUGCACUACGUCACGAGUAUGGACUUUAGUCCGACCGGAGGGUACUUUGCAUGUGGGAACGCCCGAGGCCGCGUGCUCCUGUAUCGAUUGAAUCAUUACGCGUCAACUUAAAAACUAAAUGCGAUCACACAACCCACUGUCGUACA